AUGCUGCUCCGUUCCGGGCGGCGCCUCGCGACCCUUGAGGAAGCAGCACGGGCGACCGUGCCGAGAUGCAGAACAAGGGCAAGGUCGGAUCUUUUCGCCGGCUUGCCGGAGGAGAUCCUGCUUGACAUCCUGCUCCACCUCCCGCCCAAGUCCGUGCUCCGAUGCCGUGCCGUCUGCCAGCUGUGGCGCCGCAUCGCCUCGGACCCCGCGUUCCUCCUCGACCACCACCGCCGCCGGCCGGAGCUCCCCCUAAUGAACUGCGGCGGCCGCCUCAGAGCUCUCCAUCGCCAGGCCCGCAGGAUCCACCCAGUAUUUCGGUUCCCCGAAGCCUUCCCUUUCGGCUUCACCGCCGACGCCUCGUGCGACGGCCUGCUGAUCUCUGGCCAGCACAUCUGCAACCCAACCACGCGGCAGUGGGCGCCUCUCAGCCCCAACCCAAAGCACGGCGUCGAGAACAUCCUCGGCCUCUACCGGCAUCAACCCUCAGGGGAGUACCGCGUGCUCUACUGGAGGUACCCAAACAACCUCUACAACAUGGACUGCCUGAUCGAGUACCGCGUCCUCGCCGUGGGAACCGACGACCCCAGGAUCAUCGAUUGUUCAGCAACCCCGGUUGAAACAGAGCUGAUAAGCAGGGGAGGACCAGCCAUCUACGGCGCAGCAGUCCUUCUCAAUGCCAACCUGCACCUACACUGGAGAAAGUCGUUCGGCGUCCCCUACCACCGAAUCCUGGUGUUCGACACGGUCGCAGAGUCGUUCCGGCACAUGCGCCCGCCGGGCCGUGAACCCCCAUGGGAAAACGCUCGCGCGAUCCGUGGCUCGGAAACGUGGCAUUCACAUGCGCGGGUCGCUUUGUUUCACUCCUCCACGAGCGGCAGCAUUAAUUAA
Messenger RNA from Lolium perenne, 888 nucleotides. Its product is annotated as F-box/LRR-repeat protein At2g43260-like. NCBI's taxonomy places the organism in Eukaryota, Viridiplantae, Streptophyta, Magnoliopsida, Poales, Poaceae. The record is from RefSeq and is a predicted model, not a curated record. Gene Ontology annotation, molecular function: protein binding.